AUGGACCCGCCGAGGAUGGACCCGCCGGGGCCGGCGCAGGGCCAGCACCAGCACGAGCCCAUCAGCUUCGGCAUCGACCAGAUCCUCAACGGCCCCGAGCAGGACAGCGCUCCCCCGCCGCCCCCCCGGGGCCCCGACGGCGCAGCGACCUUCCUGGGCGGCCCCGGCGGCCGCGGCGGCGCGCCCUACACGGCCCUGCCGGCCCCCUUCCCGGCCAUCGCCGCGCCCUUCGAGGACUCGGGAUCGUACAGUGUGAACCUCAGCCUGGCCCCGGCCGGCGUGAUCCGGGUGCCGGCGCACAGGCCUAUCCCCGGGGCCGUGCCGCCGCCCAUCUCCAGCGCCAUCCCGGCCAUGCCCGCCGUGCCCAGCCUGGGCAGCCUCAACUUCCCCUGGAUGGAGAGCAGCAGGCGCUUCGUCAAGGACAGGUUCACAGCGGCGGCGGCGCUGACGCCCUUCACGGUGACGCGGCGGAUCGGGCAUCCCUACCAGAACCGAACUCCGCCGAAGCGCAAGAAACCGCGGACGUCCUUCUCCCGGGUGCAGAUCUGCGAGCUGGAGAAGCGCUUCCAUCGGCAGAAGUACCUGGCCUCGGCCGAGCGCGCUGCCCUCGCCAAGUCCCUGAAGAUGACGGACGCCCAGGUGAAGACCUGGUUCCAGAACCGGCGCACCAAGUGGCGGCGGCAGACGGCGGAGGAGCGGGAGGCCGAGCGGCAGCAGGCGAGCCGGCUGAUGCUGCAGCUGCAGCACGACGCCUUCCAGAAGUCGCUGAACGAGUCGAUCCAGCCCGACCCGCUGUGCCUGCACAACUCGUCGCUGUUCGCGCUGCAGAACCUGCAGCCCUGGGAGGAGGAGAGCGCCAAGAUCCCCCCGGUCACCUCCCUGGUCUGA
Molecule: messenger RNA, 888 nt
Organism: Cinclus cinclus
Lineage: Eukaryota; Metazoa; Chordata; Aves; Passeriformes; Cinclidae
Gene: TLX3
Product: T cell leukemia homeobox 3
Exons: 3
Coding region: 1-888 (295 amino acids)
Biological process (GO): regulation of transcription by RNA polymerase II; animal organ development
Cellular component (GO): nucleus
Molecular function (GO): DNA-binding transcription factor activity, RNA polymerase II-specific; RNA polymerase II cis-regulatory region sequence-specific DNA binding
Source: RefSeq, a predicted model, not a curated record